CGAAAAGCAACAUGCUUGGCCAACAUGUCGUUCCCUUGGCGCUUCGAAGGCGAGUUUGUGGGUUCAUCUCGUGCAAGUACAGCACCACUGUGGGCAAGACAGUCGUCACGGCCGUCGAGAAAGGUCUUGAGUACGAAGAUCAAGUCGCCCGGGUGAUGGCCCUGUACAACUGCCGCCUCACACCAACGUCGAUGUCAGUGGAUGGCGGCGUGGACCACUACGGAGUGUGGGCGUUACCUGACAACGAUGUGCAAAUCGUUACCCAGUGCAAGCACGAGCAAUCCCCCACCGGCGUGUCAUAUCUGCGCGAGUUUGAAGGUGUGCUGAGUUCCCAGCCAAACAGUGUUGUCGGCGUGUUCGCCAGUGCAUCGGGAUACAGCGUGUUUGCAAAGAGGUUUUUCAGCCGCAUGCAAAAUCCUGCGAUUCGAAUGACCAUUGUCCACGACACCAUGGUCGAGUUCGACAUGAAUCCUGUGGCGCGGCUGCGGUUGCCCCGACUCGUUCCUGGCACGGCAUUUACCAACAACGUUCCCAACGUGGUGCUAAUGUACGAUGGUUGCGUCCUAAGAGCACCUCCAUUCACUCAUGGGUGAUCCAUGUAUGCAUGUCGCUGGUAGACGAAACAAUAAUACUCCGGUUAAUUAUCCGGAUGUACUGCGUGCA
Aphanomyces astaci is the source of this 663-nucleotide messenger RNA. RefSeq lists its product as hypothetical. The coding region runs from base 12 to 593 and encodes 193 amino acids. The record is from RefSeq and is a predicted model, not a curated record. The transcript has 3 exons. Lineage: Eukaryota; Oomycota; Saprolegniomycetes; Saprolegniales; Verrucalvaceae. Gene Ontology annotation, biological process: DNA restriction-modification system. Gene Ontology annotation, cellular component: mitochondrion. Gene Ontology annotation, molecular function: endonuclease activity; DNA binding.